AUGGAGCGGGAGGGCAGCGGCCCGGGUCCCCCCGCGCCCCACGAGCCCAUCAGCUUCGGCAUCGACCAGAUCCUGGGCGGCCCCGAGCCCGCGGGGCCGCACCGGGCGGCCGCAGAGCCCGACUACGGGCUGUACGGUGGCGGGUACGGCCCCGCCGGUCCGCUCGGUUCUUACAACCUCAACAUGAGCAUGAACGUGAGCGUGAACGUGACCCCCUCGCCCGCCGCGCCGCCCGCCGGGGUCAUCCGCGUCCCGGCGCACCGGCCCGCGCCCGCUCCGCCGCCCGCCGCCCCCGCCGCGCAGCCCCCGGGGCCCGCGCUGCCGGGGCUCACCUUCCCCUGGAUGGAGACCACGCGCCGCAUCGCCAAGGACCGGCUCUCAGCUGCACUGUCCCCCUUCACGGCCACGCGGCGCAUUGGGCACCCCUACCAGAACCGGACACCGCCCAAACGCAAGAAGCCGCGGACGUCCUUCUCCCGGGUGCAGAUCUGCGAGCUGGAGAAGCGCUUCCACCGGCAGAAGUACCUGGCCUCGGCCGAGCGUGCCACCCUGGCCAAGGCCCUCAAGAUGACAGAUGCCCAGGUCAAGACUUGGUUCCAGAACCGUCGCACCAAGUGGAGGCGUCAGACGGCGGAGGAGCGCGAGGCGGAGCGGCAGCAGGCCAACCGGCUGAUGCUGCACCUGCAGCAGGAGGCUUUCCAGAAGAGCCUGGCGCAGCCGCUGCCUCAGGACCCGCUCUGCAUGCACAACUCCUCGCUCUAUGCCCUGCAGAACCUCCAGCCCUGGGCCGAGGACAACAAGGUGACAUCGGUCUCGGGGGUGGCCUCCGUGGUGUGAGGGCCCCGGGUGUUGCCGAUGUGCUGGGAGGUGGCAGUGGGAGCCCAGCCUGCAGCAGGGAGGGAGCUGCAGCCUCUCAUGGGCAGCCCCCUCCCUGCCACUGACAACCCCCUUGGACCCCCUGGCUGGGUGGCCAUGCCCCUGCAAUUGGACUCAGAGCUUUACCGAAUCCCACCUGGAGCACUGCUGUGGGCAGCCCCCUGCCUCGACCCCUGGGAGCCCACAGACAGGCCCCUACACCCUGUGGGGCUCUGCAGCCUCCCCACCCUAGGGGCCCUGUGCCAGGGCAACUCCUCG
Messenger RNA from Empidonax traillii (willow flycatcher), 1134 nucleotides. RefSeq names its product T cell leukemia homeobox 2 (gene TLX2). Lineage: Eukaryota; Metazoa; Chordata; Aves; Passeriformes; Tyrannidae. The record is from RefSeq and is a predicted model, not a curated record. Bases 1 to 837 code for a protein of 278 amino acids. Gene Ontology annotation, biological process: animal organ development; regulation of transcription by RNA polymerase II. Gene Ontology annotation, molecular function: DNA-binding transcription factor activity, RNA polymerase II-specific; RNA polymerase II cis-regulatory region sequence-specific DNA binding. The transcript is spliced from 3 exons. Gene Ontology annotation, cellular component: nucleus.